Messenger RNA from Mycena citricolor, 246 nucleotides. The record is from the annotation of a GenBank genome assembly. Lineage: Eukaryota; Fungi; Basidiomycota; Agaricomycetes; Agaricales; Mycenaceae.
GACGGUUUGUACAGAGAACGCCGCAGCAAAAGUCGAGGUCGGAGCUCAAAUCUCUUUUCUUGCUUGAAAAGCAGGGACGCGAGAGAGGGAAGGAAUGUGGUUGUCAGUAUACCUGUCCGGUGCUCUCAUCAAGUACGACCGCACAAUUCCCACCUGGACAAACUCACCAUAGAGAAUCGAGCCGAAGAACAGUCCGACCAAACGCUCUGUAUGACGUUCGAAAGGGGCCAUCAAGACAAGAAGAGG